Messenger RNA from Dovyalis caffra, 759 nucleotides. NCBI's taxonomy places the organism in Eukaryota, Viridiplantae, Streptophyta, Magnoliopsida, Malpighiales, Salicaceae. The record is from the annotation of a GenBank genome assembly.
AUGGAGUCUAUUGGAGCCAUUGCAGAGGGAGAGUGGAGUUUUCUUAGUGGAAUGCACACAAGUGAGGAGGCUGAUUUCAUGGCACAGUUGCUUGGUAACUGUCCUCCUAAUCAGGUUGAUUCAAGUUCAAACUUUGGAAUUCCAUGGAGUAGUAGUCAUAGUGGUGGUAGUAGCAUUCUUUUUCCCAACUCAAGUCAAGAAAGCUACUACCUGAGUGAAUCUCAACCAAUUUUGGCUAACAAUAAUAGCUCCAUGUCAAUGGAUUUUUGCAUGGGAGACUCAUAUCUCGUUGAAGGCGAUGAUUGCUCAAACCAAGAAAUGAGCAAUGGAAAUGUGGAGGAGUCUGGUGGAAACCAGACUGUAGCUGAUCUUGCUGAAACCAAUUUGCAGCCCAAGAGGGAAUCAGAGAUGCCAGCAUCUGAAUUACCCCAGGAAGAUAAAAGCAGCAACCCACCAGAACUUUCCAAGAAAAGAACCCGAAAUUCUGGAGAUGCACAAAAGAACAAAAGGAAUGCAAGGUCAAAGAAGAGCCAGAAGGUUGCCUCGACUAGCAACAAUGAUGAAGAAAGCAAUGCUGGCCUUAAUGGGCCCGCCUCAAGCGGUAGCUGCUCAGAGGAUGAAUCCAAUGCCUCGCAUGAGCUCAAUGGAGGAGGGAGUUCAAGCUUGAGCUCGAAAGGGACUGCAGUUCUCAACUCAAGUGGAAAAACAAGAGCCAGUAGGGGGCAGCCACUGAUCCCCAGAGCCUCUAUGCAAGGGUAA